GACCGGUGGGGGACUACGCAGUUGGAGAGAUCUCCUGGAGUUGGAGGGCGCAUUGGGGGUUUCUCGAGGUCCACAGUUGAUUCUCUCGAGCCUGCCCUUGGGAUUCGUGCACGAAUGUAAAAGGUUCCGCGCUACCGCGUGUUGGGACGUUCAAGUUGUUCUAUAUACGUUUGCCGCGGUAGCGGCGGCAGAGGAGAGGUGGGAUCAGGCCUUUGGUGGCAGUGGUUUUGCUGCAAUGGAGGGGGACGAGGAGAAGAGCGGGGAUUUCUACGCGGUGCUGGGGCUGAAGAAAGAGGGCUCCAUGGCGGAGCUCAAGAAUGCGUACAAGAAGCUGGCGAUGAAGUGGCAUCCCGAUAAGUGUCCUGCGUCAGGCAAUAAGAUACGCAUGGAUAAAGCGAAGGAGAAGUUCCAGGAGAUCCAAAAAGCCUACUCUGUUCUCUCCGACUCCAACAAGCGAUUCCUGUACGAUGUCGGAGUUUACGACAAAGACGAUGAGGAAGAUGAAGAGGGGAUGGGGGACUUCAUUGGGGAGAUCGCGCAAAUGAUGAGCCAGUCCAAACCCAGCGGGAGCGGCCACGAGAGCUUGGAGGAGCUGCAUCGGCAGGUCGUGGAGAUGUUCCUCGACGAACUGGACGCCGGAGAUCGCUUCUCCUCGGCCAACCAAGGCGCGUCGUCCUGCGACGGCAGGGACGACGGCGGCGGUAACAAGCGUGGCAACUGGGCGGUGGACUGGGGCAAGGAGAAGCUGAACGAGUUGGGCCCGGGCACCGGCGGGUUCUGCUUCGGGGUGAGUCGCCGAGUCCACUCCUUUGAUCUUAUGAUAGACGUAGUCCACCUCAUCCAUUCUGAUCUGACUCUGGAAUAGCACAUUGCUGAUAUGACCUGCCAAAGUCGCCCAGCUGAUGUGGCGAAUUUUGGGUGGAUGGCCCUCCCCUUGCCUCACCCAUCACAGUAGAAGAAAUUCAUCAGUAUUUGUCACUGUACGGACUUCCUCGUGACUCUUUCACAUGCCCGUAAAGUUUAAUGAAUUCACGUAAAA
Molecule: messenger RNA, 1039 nt
Organism: Musa acuminata subsp. malaccensis (wild Malaysian banana)
Lineage: Eukaryota; Viridiplantae; Streptophyta; Magnoliopsida; Zingiberales; Musaceae
Source: RefSeq, a predicted model, not a curated record